Messenger RNA from Marmota monax (woodchuck), 880 nucleotides. RefSeq names its product chromosome unknown C8orf88 homolog (gene CUNH8orf88). Lineage: Eukaryota; Metazoa; Chordata; Mammalia; Rodentia; Sciuridae. The record is from RefSeq and is a predicted model, not a curated record. The coding region runs from base 139 to 492 and encodes 117 amino acids. Gene Ontology annotation, biological process: negative regulation of translational initiation. The transcript has 6 exons. Gene Ontology annotation, molecular function: eukaryotic initiation factor 4E binding. Gene Ontology annotation, cellular component: cytoplasm.
CCUGUCCGCCCCGCCCCCGCCGCCUCCGGGCUCCGCUAGCCAACGCGCGGCGGGAGCCGUUCCCCGACGGGCAGCGACGCCGCUGCCUGAAGUCCUCCCGGAUCUUGAGGCGUAUGGAACCUCAAGGUCUUUGUGACAAUGGAAACCAAAAAGUUGAUUGGUAAGCCGCUUCAACCAGCAAGACCUGUUCGUCAUCUGACUUCUCCACCAGGACCAGUGUUUCCUUUCAACUUUCAAAAUGAAUAUCCAUGCAACACUCAGUGCUUACAAAGUGGAGUUAGCAGAUGUAAGACGAAUGGAAUGCAAGCCUUUUCUCAAGGUCUUAAUGAACAGCAGCAACAUCAGUCUCCAGUUAAGAAAGAGAGAAUUAAAUACAGCAGAGAUUUUCUGUUGAAGCUCUCAAGUGUUUCCAUCUGCAGGAAAAAACCAGACUUUCUGCCUGAUCAUCCCAUUGUACUUCAAAAACCAGAAAACAACCAAAGUUUUAAGUAGCAUUUUAAGAACAGAUGAAUAUGAAGAUAAAGAAUUAUUCGUUUUAUAUUUUGGACACCUGAAAAUGAAGUGGAUCUAGUAACAAUAACUGUAAUGGACUGUGACAAUUCAAUUUAUUUUUAAUUUUGAUGGUUGGAUAUUUGGCUUCUCCUAAAAUGAAAAAGAGAUAUUUUAAUCUAUAAAGAAUUUUCAAAUCAGUUUCAGCUUUGCAGGACGUUUCCUGCAAAAAUUGGGAAAUAACACUGGAAAGUAGGAAUUUGGUUAGUGAAGUGGGAAGACUGUAUAAUUUGCAUGCUACUUGCAAUUUUUUGUUUUUCAUCACUUGUAAUAAUGAAAUGGAAAUGUAAGCUGUAAAGAUUCUCAAAUAUAAAGUAUUUGCUACGAUGUA